Molecule: messenger RNA, 1453 nt
Organism: Anastrepha obliqua
Lineage: Eukaryota; Metazoa; Arthropoda; Insecta; Diptera; Tephritidae
Gene: Traf-like
Product: TNF receptor-associated factor 3
Exons: 6
Coding region: 1-1413 (470 amino acids)
Biological process (GO): regulation of canonical NF-kappaB signal transduction; protein K63-linked ubiquitination; tumor necrosis factor-mediated signaling pathway
Cellular component (GO): plasma membrane signaling receptor complex; cytoplasmic side of plasma membrane
Molecular function (GO): ubiquitin protein ligase binding; tumor necrosis factor receptor binding
Source: RefSeq, a predicted model, not a curated record
AUGGCUAUGAAUGGCAAUGGUUAUUCGCGUAUCUCGAAUGGUGGUUCUCCGGCGUCAAAUGGUUCGACGACUGUUCUUAAGUACGAAAAAUCGUCGUGUCUUUUCUGCAACGAAUGGUUCGACUCACAAACCUUUACGGAGCACCUCAUCCAUUGCGGUCAAGUACUCGAGCAGUGUCCAAAUAAUUGCAACGCAUUUGUGCCACGUAUACGCAUGCGUUCACACUUGAAAGAGUGUCCGAAGGCUAAAGCACAACUACAACAACACACCAACAGUCUCGAACGCCUCGACCAAUUCAUGGAUAAUCGAGUGACACAACUCGAAAAGGAUUUGAGCGCUUUACGCUCGGUGCUCAAUGAGGAGAUUGGCCAACGAUUACACCUGAUUACAGAUGUCGGAAAUCUACGCAAAUACAAUCAGGUUUUGGAGGAUUGGAAACAUGACGUCGAUGAAAAUACGAAUGGCAUGAAAGCGUUGCUCAAUGAAGAGAUUGUCCAACGGCAGUUUGAAGUUGGUGAGGCAUACAAGGACAAUGUGGCUAAUUUCGAAAUGAUAAAGAAAGUGAAAGCUGACAUACAGAGUGAAAUGGAUGUGCUGCAAAAGAAUAUUCAACAAUUAUCGAUGGAAGUGGCUGAUCAUGUGAAUCACUUGAAUGACAACACCAUGAAACUGGAGGAGAUGAUUUUGGAAAAUGAAAAGAAAACUCUUGACAAAUUCAUCGAGGUCGAAGAAUUUUUAAAUGUUAUCGAUAGCGAUUUGAAAACAAAGUUUGUUGCGAAUAGCGACUUGAAUGCCAAACAGGUGAAUAUGGAUCUCGAGGUCAAGGGUAUGAAAAAUAUUGUCUGCGAAACGGAAGAGCGUUGCGAAAAGUUGGAGGAAAUGGUGAAACAAGUUGACACGAAUUUGCAUCAAACCAUGCAAACGCUAGCGGAUUUGGAAAAUCAUUUGGCGACACAACAACGGCUAGCAACCAUACAAAACUCCAGGGGUCACUUGGUGUGGCGCAUCAAAGACUACUCAAAGAAGUUGGAGGAGGCGAAACAAUAUGAAACGAUACUGCAUAGCGCGAUGUUCUCCAAUAAGCCAUAUGGCUAUGCACUGCGCCUCGACAUUCACCCCAACGGAAAAGGCACUUGGAAGGGACGCAACAUGAUUGCAUGUCUCAAUGUCAUAGCUGGCGAGUAUGACGCGCUACUGCCUUGGCCAUGUCGUCUGCACGCCGAAAUAAUCAUACGUGAUCAGUAUACCAGCACGGAGGAGGCACAGGAUUAUGUGAAGACAAUUUUGGUGCGCAAGAAGAACGAUGAGUUCAUUCAAAACAAUCAGUUCUUCCAUAUACCGCACAAAGUCAUAAUGAGUCGUAAUUAUUUGCGUAACGAUUGUAUAUUUCUGGAGGUGCGUGUGCUGAAGUGACAUGCGCCACAUGAUGUUGAGAUCCAUUUUUAUAACGUAG